This is a messenger RNA of Mucor velutinosus, 942 nucleotides long. RefSeq lists its product as uncharacterized. The transcript is spliced from 2 exons. Gene Ontology annotation, biological process: DNA repair; telomere maintenance. Gene Ontology annotation, molecular function: DNA helicase activity. The record is from RefSeq and is a predicted model, not a curated record. Lineage: Eukaryota; Fungi; Mucoromycota; Mucoromycetes; Mucorales; Mucoraceae. The coding region runs from base 1 to 942 and encodes 313 amino acids.
AUGCUAUUGUUUUUAGAUGCAGAAACAGAUAGAUUUGAUACGCCAGAGAGGAUUGAUCAGAUCAUUUGCGCUGAGAUCCCAAAUGUUGAAGAAGAACCUGAAUUACAUGCAAUCAUCACUCGCAAUAUGAUGCAUGGCCCAUGUGGCGAGCUAAACUCAAAGCCUCCGUGUAUGGUACAAGAUGCUUUUGGCAAUGAUGUAUGCUCAAAGAAAUUUCCCAAAAACUGCCAGCCAGUAACGGUGACCAGUGCUGAUGGCUAUCCUACUUAUAGAAGAAGAAGAGAUGGUCGUUCUCAUCAGGUGCGCGUUAAGGACAAGUUGGGUGUCUACCGCGAUUUCCAUAUGACGAAUGAGUGGGUGGUGCCAUACAACCCUUAUUUGUCAAAAAGGUAUUCGCUGCUGCUCAGCGUGCAACCUGACGCUGAAUUUUACCGUGGAACGCAAAGUCUUGAUUACGGCUUAUAUCUGUUGCAAACAUCACUUGGUGCACAAGACAGAUCUCUAGGUCAGUUCAAUUUGCCUUUGCCUCUCUUCAACUGGAAUGGCUUGAUAAGCAGAAUGACUGGCAUACAACUCAAUUCAUUGAUUCUCAAUGAAAUGUCAUAUCUCCAAGAUCAAGAAGCCUUUUCGUAUCAGCAAAAGUAUGCUCAAAUGAACGCUACCCAGAAGCACGUAUUUGAGACCAUCACCUCCUCCAUCAACAGCUCACAUUUCUAUUUGCAAGGUCCAGCCGGCACUGGCAAAACUUUCAUUUACAAUACUCUUUGUCAUUUUUAUAGAAGCCAUGGAAAAAUUGUUCUCUGUGUUGCCUCCUCAGGCAUUGCUGCUUUGCUACUUCCUGGUGGGCGUACGUCGCACUCUCGCUUUGCCAUUCCACUCAACAUCCACGAGCAGUCUGUGUGUGCGAUCAAGAAGAACGAUGACCUUGCUGAUCUCAUUUGA